ACUCCUAUUUCAUCACAAGCUCUUCUCACAGAAUGAGAAUCAAUGGAAUACAUCGCUUUCAUAGACGUUGGAAAAAGCCAUUUUUAACAGCAGGAUAUUAGUUGGUUUUAUCUUACAGAAAUCUGCAGAGAUCUUUAAGGACCACUUGCUGAAUUGCCCAUUUCAAAAUGACCUUUCAUAGCCUUCUGUAUAUGAUUGUCAUGCCUUGUUUCUGCCUAUCACAAUUAUCAAGUAGUGAACAUUCAUUGAACAAUAAUACCAGUCGACCCAAGUGCACCUAUACCUUUGUGGUUCCACAGCAGAAGAUAACUGGGGCUAUAUGUGUGAGCACAGCAAGGUUUCCUGAAGCAUUUGGAGCAAAUAGAAGUGAGGUGCAGGAGCUGAAAGAAGAAUUAAGUCGUCAGCAAACAGAGAUUAAGGAGCUGAAGAAGCUUGUGGAAGUGGACCAUGAUGUGGCCACAGAAAUGGAGCAUCUACGUAAAGAAAGCAGGAGCAUGGAGUCCCGUCUUAGUCACCUCCAAACUCAGCUGCUCCAUGAAGUCAUCCUACGGAAAAAUGAGUCUACAGAAAUAAUACAGGGAGAAAACAGAGGAAUCAAUGCCACCUCUGAAGUUCUCAAGUUGGCUUCUAAAUACAGGGACCUCCAAGAGAAAUAUAAUUUCCUGGCUUCUGUAAUCAACAACCAGAGCUUGACCAUAGCACGUUUGGAAGAACAAUGUCUCCAAAACCUUGUUCGCCACCAAGCAGACCAGGAUCCAAUUCAAAAACCACCAGCUGGUGGUUCUCCUACUGAUGGAAGAACAAAGCACAACAUUGAGAUUCAGGACGACCAAACCAAAGAUGGAUCUGAUAGAAAGGAGGUACCUUCAACGGAACCAGCCUCCAGUGCUCCUGCUGUUAUGACUACAGAGACCACCGAGUCUUUAGGUCCUUGGCUGGAUUGCUAUGAUGUACUCUUAGAUGGGAAGACAUCCAGUGGCAUCUACGUUCUGAAACCAUUAGUCGGAAACCAGGUGAUGCAAGCCUGGUGUGACCAGGAAGUAGCAGAGGGAGGGUGGACAGUCAUCCAAAGAAGACAGGACGGAUCUACCAAUUUCUUCACAACCUGGCAUAACUACAAGCAUGGAUUCGGCCACUUGGACGGUGAAUAUUGGUUGGGCCUGGAGAACAUUUAUUGGCUAGUCAGCCAAGGGAGUUACAAGCUUUUGAUCCUUAUGGAAGAUUGGCAAGGUCGGACCGUUCAUGCUGAGUAUGACUAUUUUCGCCUGGAACCAGAGAGUGAUUUCUACCGAUUGCGUGUGGGCCUUUAUCGUGGCAAUGCUGGUGAUUCGCUCUCUUGGCAUAAUGCCAAACAAUUUACGACCCUUGAUAAGGACAAGGAUUCUUACAGUGGUAACUGUGCUCAUUUCCAAAAGGGAGGAUGGUGGUAUAAUAUGUGUGCUCACUCGAACCUCAACGGGGUGUGGUAUAGGGGUGGCCAUUACCGCAGCCGCUUCCAAGAUGGCGUUUAUUGGGCUGAAUUUCGUGGUGGUGCUUAUUCACUUAAAAAGGUUUCCAUGUUAGUGAAACCCAUUAAAUAAUUAUUAUAAAAAAAAAAAAAAUCACCUUUCUAUAGACUUUACAUUCAACAUUCUGUUAUAUAUAAUAAUAAUACAAAGAAAC
This is a messenger RNA of Pelobates fuscus (common spadefoot toad), 1662 nucleotides long. It is a transcript of the gene ANGPTL6, whose product is annotated as angiopoietin like 6. The record is from RefSeq and is a predicted model, not a curated record. The transcript is spliced from 6 exons. Bases 168 to 1580 code for a protein of 470 amino acids. Lineage: Eukaryota; Metazoa; Chordata; Amphibia; Anura; Pelobatidae.